CCCGCGGAGGGCGGGGCUGCGGGGCGGGCCCGGCACUCGGAGCCGCCGCCGCCGCCGCACAGAGCUGCCGGGCCCGAGGCCGAGCCGCAGCCGCCGCCGCCGCCAUGCCCUCGGAGAAGAGCUUCAAGCAGCGCCGCACCUUCGAGCAAAGAGUGGAAGAUGUGCGACUGAUCCGAGAGCAGCAUCCAACUAAAAUACCAGUGAUCAUUGAAAGGUACAAGGGAGAGAAGCAGCUUCCAGUUUUGGAUAAGACCAAGUUCCUGGUGCCAGAUCAUGUCAACAUGAGCGAGCUAAUCAAAAUUAUCAGGCGCCGCCUGCAGCUGAACUCCAACCAGGCCUUCUUCCUCCUGGUGAACGGACACAGCAUGGUGAGCGUUUCCACCCCCAUAUCCGAGGUGUACGAGAGCGAGAAGGACGAGGAUGGGUUCCUGUACAUGGUGUAUGCCUCUCAGGAGACUUUCGGAGUGCAAUCUUCUGUCUAAGACACGCGGGCGGCUUCUAGCCUAGGAUUUUGGUUUGCCCUUGGCCAUCACCCCCACUCUUCCCCACACACACCCCAGGGAAAGAAACGGAUGUCAUCUACGCUCUCAGUACCUUAGAAUAGUCUUGCUUUAGCAGGUGUCUCAUCUUACCUUGCCUUGUUUGUGACUAUUAAACAGUACAGACGAGCACCUCCAGCUUUGAAACCUGCUGUAAUAUUUCACACAGGCACAUUUACAUUUCUGGACUUGACGAAUGGAACCCAAUUGUGCAUGUGACAAUUGCAAAUAAAGGGACACUCGAUUGAUUUUAACAAGCAAACAGGCAUCAGGGAGGAGCCAAAGUGUUUCAUCUGACAGUUUUCUGAAAAACCUCCCUGUAAUUCCUUAAAGAUCUUUUUUUUUUUUUUUUAAAUUACUUUUUAAAUGAGAAGGCUUCUCAUGAGAGCAAAUACGUUUUAAUGUUCCAAAGCAGAGCUUGUCUUCUGCAGCUCGGUGAGACUCAGGUCGGAGCUGCAGUGAGUUAAGGCAAACGCUUGGGGUGAGCUGGGGGAACACAACUCUUUUCUGUCUCCAGUUUUUGUGGCACUGCAAACUUAGGAAUGGUGCCAGUUUCUGAAAUACUCAUACCAAACACCACAGCUUUAUUGUAGUCGUAGGAAGUGUUUAACUGUAAAAUAAUACACACCUGGACAGGUAACAUUGAAAUAAACUCCAGUCUGUUAAGAAUUCCCAAUGCCUGUGUGUUCAGUGAAACACUGUUGUUCAUAUGAGCUCACUUCCAAAAGAUGAUCCCCCCCCAGCCCAAAGGUUUGCUGUUCCCUUUCCCAGCAGAUGGGGCCCCUGGGACAGGAGCAGUACUUACAGCCCUGCCUGUCCCUAGCUGCUCCAGCCCUCCCAGGAGAGCUUUGUUGUACCCACCACCCAACACUGGACUUGGACGUGCUGCUGGAAUGGCCAACCCACACUGCCUGACAAGCCUGUUGCCACCUGGGGGGGGUCAGGGAGAACAACCCUUUUUAGAAGCAGCUCAUGUCCAGGAGCUGCUGUCGAGAGUUGAUGAACAAAGGAUAUUUUUUUUUUUUCCAUCACUGAAGUCUCCUGCCAAUUGCAUGGGGCUUGGAAGAUCUUGGUGUUACCACUGUCCUGAGCAGGGAGGCAGCCUGUGCAGAGGAAAGGUAUCUCGUAGGACCUGUGUUUUUCCUCUAGAGUCAUUGUCAAGUGAAGUGUAGCAGGAUGAGAUUACUCUUGUAUAUGAUGUGUCUGUGAACUAACUCCAUCUGUUACUGGAAGCUAACUUACUAGAACGGGGGGAAAAGAAGCAAUACUACUGUGUCCUGGCACUCUAGCUCAGCAAGGUGUACAGUUUGUACCUAUCUACACCUCUCUGCAUGCAUCUUGUUCACAAAGCUUACUUCAGAUUUUUUUUUUAUUGUUCUUUGUGUUUUUACUCCAACGUAAACUUUUAAAUGCAGCUUGUUCUAUGUUUAGUUUUGUUCGUGUAAGAAAUUGUUUAACUCAGAACUGACAACCAUACUUGUAAUUAUAACGUGAUUGACUGAUAUUCCUGUACAAAUGUUGCUUUUUUAAAAUUAAUACAGUGCUGAUAUGGAUGGAUUACAUCCCAACUUAA
This is a messenger RNA of Apus apus (common swift), 2112 nucleotides long. It is a transcript of the gene MAP1LC3B, whose product is annotated as microtubule associated protein 1 light chain 3 beta. Gene Ontology annotation, molecular function: ubiquitin protein ligase binding. The record is from RefSeq and is a predicted model, not a curated record. Gene Ontology annotation, biological process: macroautophagy; cellular response to nitrogen starvation; autophagy of mitochondrion. Bases 105 to 482 code for a protein of 125 amino acids. The transcript has 4 exons. Lineage: Eukaryota; Metazoa; Chordata; Aves; Apodiformes; Apodidae. Gene Ontology annotation, cellular component: autophagosome; cytosol; autophagosome membrane.